AUGGAUGCUUCUAUAUAUCCUCGAGCAACCGCCGUGCAGACAGAGGGCAGGACAAUACAAGAAGACUCUUUCAUGAAGCCCGAGUACGAGCCCGAGGGUCGACUAGAGUGGAUUUGGGACUAUGACCGUCAGGAAUAUACCUAUCAGGAAUAUGAACUGGUGGCAGAAGCAAUCCGCCUGGGCCGAGAGUAUAUUCCUACCAACUGUCCGCCUUCAAUAUGA
Penicillium subrubescens is the source of this 222-nucleotide messenger RNA. RefSeq lists its product as uncharacterized. The record is from RefSeq and is a predicted model, not a curated record. NCBI's taxonomy places the organism in Eukaryota, Fungi, Ascomycota, Eurotiomycetes, Eurotiales, Aspergillaceae. The coding region runs from base 1 to 222 and encodes 73 amino acids. The transcript is spliced from 2 exons.